CAAACAAACGAGUGUUUGGUCCCUCUGGGUCUUUCUGGAUGACAUCACUGAAGGGGAGCGGCAACCUCUCGAAAACACGCUGCACUCUUUGAACCGCUGUCCGACUCCUUGAUAUUCACAAACCACCGGUGGCGCUCUGCCUCCGCAGGAUCUUACAAGUCUCCCACCACCAGGAGCUGCGGUCUGCCAUUUACAGAAGCCUGUCAGGUGUGCGUAAAUCCGUCGCUACACGGCUGUUGCGCAGCCAAACACGGAAGGAGAAUAGCCGAGUCGUACGUAUUUUUUCGGUGGGUGGUGUUGGGGGGGGGGAAAUGUCCUAGGGGAUGGGCCAAGCUCCCGGGAAAACGCUGGCUCCGUUUCUCUGCUGUCCGCGUCGGGGUUCGGGAGUUGUCCUGCUGGUGGCACACACGGACCGCUGACCGCAACGUGAGUCCACGGCGUGCUCGUCGAGAGAGCGGGGGACACUGCUGUGGUGAGAAAUAAUCAUGCCGAGCUCCGAAGGAAGGACCUGAAGAAAAAAAAAUCGCCCCAGCGUGUGAAACAGCCGGAGCCGACGACGUGUUGCCGUUAAAACAGAAGAGAGGCGUCACUGUCCAGCGGUUGUGUCAUUAAUGGUGUGUGUCAGAUCCGCCUGUCAGCCCGGCGGUUAACCGGGGAGGCUCCGGCUCUCCGAUGCCUCUGGAUCCAUUCAUCCCGUCCGCGGUAAUGACGUCUGCUCGGUCGGUAUAAACCCAUCCGAGAGACAUCUGAGGAUCCGUCCACCCGACGCUGUGUGCCGGCGCCGGGGAGAGCGGGACUGAGGCGGGUCGGCAGCCGGGGGGAUAUGGGAGAGAGUGCGGAACCGAUGCUGUGGGUCUUGGCAAGGCAUCGUCAAAAUACAGGGCAGUGAUGCCUGGGAUGGUGAUGUUUCGGCGGCGCUGGUCAGUUGGCAGUGAUGACCUGGUGCUGCCCGCCCUCUUCCUUUUUCUAUUACACUGCAUCUGGUUGGUGGUUUUGUCCGUGGUCCUGUUCGGCCUCCCCUAUGGCUCAGACCAGUCCUGCUCAAUAACACUGGUGGACCAUGGCCGGGGCUACCUGGGCAUCCUGGUCAGCUGCCUUAUAUGUGAGAGUGCCAUUAUGUGGUUGAGCAUGAGAGGCAGCAUUUUGUACACACAGCCCAGGGAAGCUGUGCAGUACGUCAUCUAUAUACGGCUCGCUAUCCUGCUGGUGGAGCUGGCUUAUGCUGUAGUAGGAAUUGCCUGGCUUGUCCAGUAUUACCAGCCAUGCUCAGAUGUCACGGCCAAAAACCUGGCUUUGGGAAUUGUUGCAUGCAACUGGCUUGUGAUAUUCAGCGUUUGCAUCACCCUCAUGUGCACCUUUGAUCCUACGGGUCGGACUUUUGUCAAGCUCAAAGCAACCCGUCGGCGUCAGCGCAAUCUCACGACGUAUACAUUAAGACACAGGCUAGAGGAAGGCCAAGCCAGCAGCUGGAGCAGGAGACUUAAGUUCUUCAUGUGUUGCACAAGAGCUCAGGAUACGCAAUCGGAUGCAUAUUCAGAAGUGGCCAGCCUUUUUGCAGAGUUCUUCAGAGACCUGGACAUUGUGCCUAGUGAUAUCAUUGCUGGCCUCGUACUUCUCCGCCAGAGACAGAGAUCUAAGAGAUCUUCCAUCCUUGACCAGGCCAACAAUGACAUUAUAGCCUUUUUAUCGGGAAUGCCUGUCACACGCAACACUCGAUACCUGGAUCUUAAGAACUUGGCUGAGAUGAACAUGUACAAGGAUGUGUGUUACUAUAUGCUGUUUGCCCUGGCUGCAUAUGGUUGGCCCAUGUACCUGAUGAGGAAGCCUGUCUGCGGGCUGUGCCACCUCGCCAGCUCAUGCCCAUGCACCUCGGUUUCUGGCUCUCGGUUGUCUCAGUCCGUGACAGUGGAGGAAGAUAAUUGCUGCGGCUGUAACGUCCUGGCCAUUCGCAGACACUUCCUUGACAGGGAUCUCAAGCAGGUUCACAUUGUGUACACUUCCUGCCAUGAUGCCGUUUAUGAGACUCCGUUUUUCGUGGCUGUGGACCAUGAUAAAAAGAAGGUUGUCAUCAGUAUCAGAGGGACGCUUUCGCCAAAGGACGCUUUGACUGAUCUGACAGGAGACUCUGAACGUUUGCCCGUGGAGGAGCAGCACGGCACCUGGCUUGGCCACAAGGGAAUGGUUUACUCAGCAGAAUACAUUAAGAAGAAACUGGAGCAGGAAAUGAUCUUGUCACAGGCUUUUGGAAGAGACUUGAACAAGGGCACCAUGCACUACGGGCUGGUGAUAGUGGGGCACUCUCUGGGUGCAGGCACUGCUGCUAUCCUCUCCUUCCUGCUGAGACCUCAAUACCCCACACUUCACUGCUACUCUUACUCUCCACCUGGUGGCCUUCUGAGUGAGGAUGCCAUGGACUACUCCAAAGAGUUUGUCACUUCUGUGGUAUUAGGAAAAGACCUGGUACCCAGACUCGGCCUGUCACAACUGGAGGGUUUCCGACGCCACCUUCUAGAAGUCUUGCAGAAGAGUAACAAGCCAAAGUGGAGGAUCAUUGCGGGAGGCACAAAAUGCAUCCCAAAAUCAGAGCUUCCCCUGGAGGAUGAAGAUCCUCAGUCCCAGCCGGCCGCUCCACCCAGCAGCCGCCUGUGGCUACACCCCAGUGACCUCAGCAUCGCCCUGUCAGCCUCCACGCCCCUCUACCCUCCAGGCCGGAUCAUCCAUGUGGUGCACAACCAUCCUCCAGAGACAUGUUGUGGCCAGGAAGAGCCGACCUACUCUGCUCUGUGGGGGGACAACAAGGCCUUCAACGAGGUCAUUAUUUCACCUGCCAUGCUGAACGAGCACAUGCCUCACAUGGUGAUGGAGGGCCUUAAUAAGGUCCUGGAGAACUACAACAAGGGAAAAACGGCUUUGCUAUCAGCUGCCAAGAUCAUGGUGAGCCCCACGGAAGUGGACUUGAACCCAGAGUCCAUAUUCAUGGAUGCAUCAGCGAACUCCCAGCAACCGACGCCUACAACCCACCACCGCAGGAACAGUAGUGUUCGACAAAAACCAUUGUUACGUUCGUGUGCCCAGUCUGAAAUAUCUCUGGACGGUUUCUCUGAGUGCCCUCCUCCCCCAGUGCCUGUAGUGCUGCGAGGAGCACGGGAGCGCCUUGCAGUGGAGCUGAGGGACCGCAAAGCACCGCUGGCCGUCAUGGAGAGCCUAUCAGACGCAGAGUCUCUCUACAGUCUGGAUUCCCGACGAUCCUCAGCUGCAUUGAGGGGUUCGCCAAUGCUUGGUAGCCUCCCAUUCCCAUUGGAUGCCCCAAUCCCGGAGGAGAAUCCGUCUCUCAGCUCUCGCACUGAACUACUCGCAGCAGACUGCCUUUGCCAGGCAACGCCAGAGCACAUGGGUGAAGUCGGGCCCUUCUUUACCCCUGUGGAGUCCACCCCAGAUUACUCUAUGCGGCUGUCUCCAGCCACACCUCGCUACAGUGGACACCAUUCCCCUGCUCUUCUGAACCAGAGUGUCUCGGCUCAGCCUUUUAAACCAGAUCCUAAUGCCACUGCAACAAUUCUUCCUGAUGGGGAUAACCAACAAAUGCCUGGCGUGUACAGCCCAGGGAGCACUCCUAACACUCCCCUGAGCCCAGAAAUGGGUUCUAGACCAGUGGAUAGAGAGAAAGAGGACUGGGAUGUGGACACCACUGAGAAACUAAGUGGAGAGACCAGACCGGCAGCUUCGACGCCUCCUCCGCAGCUAUCCAACGGGAAUCCCAGCCAGGCAGUGCUGGAGUUCGCCCAGUACUUGGACUCUUUAUUUAGACUGGAUGGCAGCAGCUCGCCACCUCUGGAGCUCUCUGACGGGGAGUCGGAGUCAGGUCGGGGCUCUUUUAGCCAGAGUGAAUGUCUCGGAGACGUACAGCAGUUGGAUGACAAACAGCUUCUGGCCAGAGCAACACUGGAGCCUAAUCUCGUCCCCAAGCCCCCACGCACUUUUGCUGGAUCUGCCGACCCCUCCUCGGGCAUAUCUUUAUCACCCUCCUUCCCUCUAUCGUCGUCUGAGGAGCUUAACGACCUCUCCCCGAGCGAGGGCGCCCCGUCAGCCAUACACUCACUACGAACAUCCACCCCUUGCCACUGUCCCGAGGAGAACACACUAUCGUCAAUGGUGUAGUCCGCCUUGAAGGCUCCCACGUCCUUUGUCCCAAGCGGAGAGGUGCAGUCAUCCAAACAUAUCACAGUACAUGCAUGCAUUGGAAUGCAGUCACUCAUUAGAGCUCCAGUGACAGAACUUCACUGACCAACUCACAGACUACAUCCAUCCUGAAGCUGUCCCCCUUUGAACUGUGUUUAUAGCAUUUUCACACUAUUGCAAUGACUUGAGAAAAAAAAAAAAAAGAUACCUCUCUCUGCAUGCCAGGGGGCUGUGCUGCUUUUGGGUGAAUAAGAAUAACUGUAGCUUCACAAUGCCAUUCCAAAACAAUGUCAUCUCACCCACGUAGAGAUGCGUCCACUUCACAUUGAUUUCCUGACUUGCCAGAAUCAAAGGGAGAAUAGUUACACGAGCAGGGAAUAAAAACUCAAUACUGUAGAAGAGGUUAGCAUUGGCACAUCAUCUGGGUUGAUGUACUGAUGAACUUCCUGCAUCCUCAGCAGCGCCGGAAAAUUGCCCAGCUUUUACGUUGUUUUAUUUUUUUAAAUCAGGAAUGUGAAGAUGGACAUAUUUGUUAAUAAACUGAAGUGAGAAGACAUUAAGAAAUGUUCCUCAGGUCUACAAAGAAUCGACUUUGAGAAAGAGAGUAAGUGUGUUACAUUGGUGAGAUUCCAUGUGUCUUAAACAUUUAGUGAUUGUGACAAAGUUAUUACAGACGCCUAUGGAUGUUUUGGGGUCUUUUGGUUACUCUUUAUAGUGCAUGAAGACUUUUUUUUUUUUUAAGUUAUUUAUUCUUGAACAUAAAUUGUCACUAAGCCACUUAGAUUGACAUUUGGUUACACUUGCACACAUCAUAUGGCUCAAUUUAUCCCCUUUGCCAAAAAUUGAAUACAUUGUCUUGCCAAAUGUAUUUAUGAGAUGUAAUUUUGUAUAUGUAUGUGGAUAUUGCUUUAUUUAAACACAAGCUGAGUUCAUUCUCUCCUUCCCCAGCCAUUUUUUUGGUUCCCAUGUAGACUGUUAGAGAGCAACACCAUGGAAAAGAUGUCUGCCAGACAUAAAACACUGCCAUCAACCUUCAUUUUGAGAACACAACCUCUGCACAUUGUAUUUUGAUCAAAUAACUCACAUUCUAAUAGUUGUCCUGGUGUCAAAUACUGUACAUUUCUCCUCCGGAGAGCUCUUAGCAAUGUUGCCAGGUCACAGGUGUCUGCAUGCUUUAUGCAUUUCAGAGUAGCAUGGCUGGUAUAGAGCAAGUCUUGUCAUUAUGCCAAACAGUAAAUAAGCUGUAAACAUGUCCAAAAAUCCUCAUGUAAACUCAAACUACUGAGAGACAUGGCCACUAGGCAGGGCCAAACAGCAUAUCCCAGGAUGUCUUUUCUCUUGCUCUGAAGGUGCUCUCGGUCAUUUCAGACGUCAAGGUGUUUGCUUCCCUUUAAUCUGGUUAAUCUCAAACACCCUUGAAGUUGGGCUGAAUGAAUAAAUGGGCUCGAACAAUGUGUAUGCAGAUCCUAAAUACUGCGUGUGGCAUACAAUCUUCCAUAUCGCUCUGGGUGGAACAGAUGGCUCACAAUUUGCAUUAUUUAUUACUGUUAAUGUUAUCACAUUUAUUGCUAUAUUUGAUGGUAUUAUUAUCCUUAUUGCUCUUGCAACAGAUUGGUUUGAUGUCAGUGGUUUUUAAUCUCAGUUUUUAGGAAUGUGUGGGGAACUUUUCAGACUUUCCCAAAUGUAAGGAUUAUAUAUUUAAGCUUUUUUCUGUCCGAGUUUUAAAAAAAGUAUUUGAAAUUCUGCCAUGGCAUGGUUAAAAUAUGCUUCAUUUUUUUUUCGCAAAUACGUCGUAGUGAUGGGACAUGCUGCAGACUGACAGCUUUCUCACAGCAGCCUUUGGUGCAGCGCCACAAUCAAGCCUGGAGUCACCACAGUGAUCUGCACAGUCUCUAUAAUUGGAAUAGGAUUUGCUGUGGUUACUCACAGCAGACAGUUCCAGCCAGUUUACAGUCUGACACCACUCGAUUCAUGCUGCCAGUCCCAGCAGAUAGACCAGUCCUGGGCCAGCAAUUUCCUACAGUCAGUAGCUUUGCCUGCAGCUGGUCAUCCACUAAACACUGCUCAAAGACAGCAUUGAUACUUUCCACCAUGAUGUGUACAGCACCAUCUUCUAUGUGUAAUUAUUUAUGCAGAUGUCUGAAAAAAAGAAUAAUUCCAAUAGAGUCAUGUAGAAAAACAACUAUAUAACAAUAAGGAGAUGAUAACUAUAUUAAUAGAUUUUAUGGAG
Molecule: messenger RNA, 6409 nt
Organism: Salarias fasciatus (jewelled blenny)
Lineage: Eukaryota; Metazoa; Chordata; Actinopteri; Blenniiformes; Blenniidae
Gene: dagla
Product: diacylglycerol lipase, alpha
Exons: 21
Coding region: 889-4158 (1089 amino acids)
Biological process (GO): diacylglycerol catabolic process; retrograde trans-synaptic signaling by endocannabinoid; arachidonate metabolic process
Cellular component (GO): postsynaptic membrane; cytoplasm; dendrite membrane
Molecular function (GO): lipoprotein lipase activity
Source: RefSeq, a predicted model, not a curated record